UAUGUGAUCAUGGCGGUUUUAGAAAAUAAAGCAGAUCGUUAAAGCUGGUCUAAACAGUUGGAGUAUUUCCGUUUCGUCGACAGCAGGAGGAAUAACUUUACCACCAAGAUGUUUUUAACCGUAUUUUUGGUCGUUUUGUGUGUUCUGGCGACGGGAGAGACGGAGAACAGCGACAGACACUCCCUGACCUACAUCUACACGGCCCUCUCCAAAGACCCCAAAAUCCCAGGUAUCCAUGAGUUCACGGCCAUGGGGAUUCUGGACUCCAGGGUAAUCGACUACUUCGACAGCACCACACAGGUGAAAACUCCCAAAACACACUGGAUGAGGGAGCGUCUGGAGCCGGAGUACUGGGAAAAAGGCACACGAUCCCGUAAGAGCAAACAGCAGUGGUUCAAAGUCAACCUGGACAUCCUGAAGGAACGGAUGAACCAGACCGACGAUGACAUCCAUGUUCUUCAGUGGAGACACGGCUGUGAGGGCGUGAAAAAAGGUAACGGGUUACUGGAAUACAGCCAAGGCUUGGACAUGUACAGCUACGACGGAGACGACUUCCUGUCCUUUGACGACUCCAGCUCAGUGUGGGUGGCUCCAGUGAAAGCAGCAGAGCAGACCAAGAGGAAGUGGGAUGAGGUGCAGGUCCUCAAAGACUACACCAAAGGAUACCUGGAGAAAGAGUGCAUGGACUGGCUGAGGAAGUUUUUGAAGUACGGGGAGAAUGACAGGCGCACCUCCAAACCACCUGAAGUGUACGUGUUCGCAAAUAACGCCAGGUCUAAGACAAAUGUGGUUUUGAACUGCAUGGCCACUGGUUUCUACCCACCAGAAAUAGAUAUUCACAUCAAAAGGAACAGUCGAAUUCUUACUGAAGACGACGGCGUGAUGAGCACAGGAUCUCGACCAAAUGAAGACUACACCUACCAGAGACGAGACAGCGUGGUGAUUCUACGCACCGACGUGGCCAUGUACUCCUGUUACGUCGUACAUCAUUCAACCGGUUUUGAAAUAACAAAGGUUUGGGAUGGUAAACUGCCUAACCCUAACCCUGACCCUGACCCUCCUGGACCAGUCAUCUUCAUUAUUUUGGCUGCAGUGUUGGCCUUAUUUGUGCUUGGGUUUGUCCUUUUGGUCCUGUACAAAAAAGGUAAAUUUGGUUUCAGGCCAAAGACUGCUCUGUUCAACGUGACCGAUGACAUCCCUCUGAACACAGAUAAAGCCUCCCAUCCUGGAAAUGGGUUUUCCACUGUCUAUGAUCGUGUUCCACUGGAACCACCCAAGGAGGUCAAAGAAGGUUCCCAUUCAGGCGACAGCGGUUACUUUGGGGUUUCCUCCGACUCCGACAAGGGAUCGAACAGCAGAUCCAACAGCGGGGUCAGCGAUGGAUCAGAUGGUUCUGUCCGGGAAAAGAAAUCUGUGUGAAGUUUCUCUGGAAUCUUUAACAUUUAACGCAGUCGCCUGAGUUUAACACGCUUUGCACUCAUAUGUCGCUGUGACUCUAACACCAGGUCAGUGUGGUGGUGCAUUCAAACAGUAUGUGUGACUGAAAACCUCCAGCGUCUGCAGAGUUCAUAUGUAACUGUUGAAUCCAUCUGAAAUAGUUGAAGGCGGUAAACGGUGUAAGAAGGUUAAAGAUAUGAAUCAGCCUAAACACGUUAAACUGCUCCAUGAAGAAGACCCCAAAAUGUAGCAUCUUCAAAAAGUCUGUAAAAUCUAACAUCACAGAAAUAUUUUUACAUGCUUUUAUUUUGGAAUUUUUCCACGGUGUAUUAGGACCACAUAAGAAAAUAAAAACACCUGUCACUACGAGAAUAAAGUCAUAAAAUAUCGAGAUAAAACCCGUAAUUUUAUGAGAAUAAAG
Molecule: messenger RNA, 1858 nt
Organism: Sphaeramia orbicularis (orbiculate cardinalfish)
Lineage: Eukaryota; Metazoa; Chordata; Actinopteri; Kurtiformes; Apogonidae
Product: H-2 class I histocompatibility antigen, Q10 alpha chain-like
Exons: 10
Coding region: 109-1419 (436 amino acids)
Biological process (GO): immune response
Cellular component (GO): external side of plasma membrane
Source: RefSeq, a predicted model, not a curated record